CCACCUAUCAUAAACCAAGUUAACGUUUAAAUAACACAAAUACGGUUUUAGGGGAAUUACUUUAAAAUCAAUAGUUUGUCCAUGUAAUUCAAAAAAUAGAAUGGUUCAUGUGGUUUUUGACAUGGCUUAAAAGUUUGUGUGUAAAAUAGCCGGGAACAACUAGUUCAUAAGGGAAUAAGUCAUUUUUCUAUUGUUCAUGUGAUUUUUGGUAUGAUUUAAAAGUUCAUGUGUGAAAAAGCCGGGAACAACUAGUUCAUAAGGGAAUAAGCCAUUUUCCCAGAAAAAGGCUAUACACCUUCAAGAAAAAGUCGAUUUGAGUCGCAUGCAUUAUCCAAUUUGUUGUAUUUAAAUUUAAGAAAAUGAAGGAGAUAGAGAUUGUAGUAGUGUGUAUGUAUGUAUGUAUAUAUGUCAAAAAUCAAUAAUCACCACGAGUUUUAUUUUUCUUUUCCAUUGUAUAAAAGUGAAGAAAAAGAAGAAGGUAAAGAACUUAUCCAAAUGACAAAAACAGAGAGUGAAUUUAAUUGUUAGAGAAAGAGUACAAAAGUAGUAAAAGCAAAGUUUAUCCACAACAUCAACAAGAAAAACACGUGGCAAAAUGGAGAGAGCUGAAGACGGCGGCAGAGCCACGUGGGGAUCACGUGAACCCAUCUCCGUCUCAUCAGAAGUUGGUUAUAUAAUAGACCGUUGGGGAGUUAGGGCAAAACCAAAAAACACCAAAGUCAUCAUCAUCAAUAACUAUCAUUAUCCAUUUCUCUUCCUUGUCUCUCUCUCUCACAAAUCAACAUCUUGAGAACGUCUCUCUCUGGCUCUACUCUUAACAAAGCUCAUUGUGAGAUUAUAAUUAGUACUUAAUCAUCCAUGGAUAAGAAGAAAACCAAAGCUACUUCCUCAUCUUCUUCACCUUCUUCACUUGAUCAUCUGUUUGGUCCCAAAGGAUCAACCUCUGCUACUUCGGCUUCUUCUUGUUCAACUAUACUCGACUCCAUUUUCCCUCCUCCUGUAUCAAAGAAGAACGGAAAUCACACUGCUUAUGAAGUUCAAAGCAGCAUUUCUCAAACCACUGAUGAGAGAAGCAUCCAUGAAAAGAGAGAAGCGUCCUAUUACAGUUCCUCCAUUUACUACGGAGGUCAGCAACACUAUUCACCUCCACGAACUGAUGGCUCCUCCACUUCUCCAUCUCAUCACCACAAAGAAACCGAAGAUCGAACCGAUGACACAAACGCUACUUCCAGGGGAAAUUGGUGGAAAGGUCCUUACCUUUCUAUACCUUAAUUACCUAGUAAUUAAUCUCUAUUUCCUUAAUCACUAUAUCAACAUAGUGGUUUCAUUGUUGCAGGUUCUUUGUAUUACUAAGAGGACCAACCUAACUAGUCCACUUGAUUUCAGCAGUGGCAAUAUAUGGACGCAUUCAUAUCCGUAACUUCGCAGUGUGAUGUUUUAGUUUGUUCAUCUUUUGUUUUUGGUUGUAACCUUGCAUAGUUUAAGAUGGCGAUUAUUUGACCGCAUCUACCACUAAUGUAUAAAUAAAAUACUCAUGCUCCUAGUAACAAGUUAUAUUUCCAUGAU
This is a messenger RNA of Brassica napus (rape), 1566 nucleotides long. RefSeq lists its product as uncharacterized. NCBI's taxonomy places the organism in Eukaryota, Viridiplantae, Streptophyta, Magnoliopsida, Brassicales, Brassicaceae. The transcript has 3 exons. The record is from RefSeq and is a predicted model, not a curated record. The coding region runs from base 859 to 1272 and encodes 137 amino acids.